AUGCAUGAGAACCUAAUCAAGAAAAAUAUCACAGCGAGAACACUACAUCAACACAACCACAUUUGCAUAUCCAUCAUGUCCACGCUCAAUGUCAACGAGGCAAAAGUACUUAACGCCAAGUUUGCGGUCUCCAUUGACUCGGCCCAGAAGCUCGUGAGCGGCUGGAUGAGCGACAGUGACGGUGACAGUGAUCCCGGCGGCGCGGAUGAAGAUGCUCAGAAACUGCUGGUCAAGCAGCUGCAACCAGUGGCGUCUUGGGCUGGAGUUGGCUCCAAAAUUGGCACGGCGCCUGGAGGAGGCCGCGUGACGAAGCCAGAUACCUCCAAGAUGUCUGCAUCCAUGAAGGCGCUGAGUAAGAUGCACAGUAAAGGCAGCCAGGCCAAUGCGGUGGCUACCGUGACUCCCGUGAUGCGACAGGGUUACGUGGUAAAGAAACACGCUGAUGACAAAAACAAGAAGGACGAGUCUGACUCGGACGAGGAGGAUAUCAAGAGCAGGUCGAAGAAGUCUGCCAAAACCACAGGCAACUUUCUGGACGAGUACAAGAAGACCAAGAAGAAGCGACGUUAG
Messenger RNA from Yarrowia lipolytica CLIB122, 570 nucleotides. RefSeq lists its product as uncharacterized. The record is from RefSeq and is a predicted model, not a curated record. NCBI's taxonomy places the organism in Eukaryota, Fungi, Ascomycota, Dipodascomycetes, Dipodascales.